CGCGCCGUCCCUGCGCCUCGCAGCAACAUCCCCUUGGAUUGUCUUCAUCGUCGUCCCUCGCCGGUGAUUGUCUCUCGCAGGGCCGGUGAUUGUCUCUCGCAACAUCAUCACCUUCCAGGCACAAUAAAAUGGCACUUAUGGUUCCCACCAAAGAUCACUUCCCUGCGCAGUAUUCGGUUUGUGGAGAACUAGAAGAUGCAGUGGCCAUAGUUAGGAGCAAAUUGAGUGUAGAGAAUAUGGCGAACUUUCGAAAAAUGCCAUUCGGUCAUUUCAUGGAUGUGCGGAAGCUCCAAUUUUCUGGACAACUCAUCCAUAUCCUUAUGCUACAUCUCGUCCGCGAACAACCUGAAGACGAGAUGUGGUUUAUGAUCAAUGGUACUCUUCACAAGUUCACUUUUGAAGAUUUCUGUCGAAUCACAAGUUUGCCGACUUCGAAGUCAUAUCCAAAUUUUAGCAAUGUGAGGUCUUCGUCCGAGACUAUUCACAAAAAGUAUCUUGGAGGGGGGACGGUGAAAUGCACCUUCGCGCACUUUCGGAAUAUGUUUAUGACUGCGGAGGAAGAUGUACCCGGGAGUGAUUUACAUAAGCUUGCCUCAUUGUAUUUUGUUGAGCAUGUGCUGUUAGCAAAAGAUAGAGGGGAUGAUGGAUGGCCAACCGGAGAAAUUUAAAGAAAAGAAAAAUAACAACUCCAAUUUGAAGUCUUGGAAAUAUGCAUUGUAUGGAUUUCCACUUGUUCUGCGGAUUUGGGCUUAUGAGACGUUUCCAGUGCUUGACGCCGAGGUUGCUCAGUGUAAUCGAGCGAUAAAAUGUCCACUGUUACGUUGGGGAGCCAAGAAAUGCCCACAGUACCACUCUCUAAAGCAGUUGCUAUUCCCUAAUGAACCUGAAGAAGUCGCAAAUAAGAUGGACAACACACUUGAUUUGUUGUUUAGAAGUGUUGAAGAUUUAAAGAACACUCUAAACAAAAGGAUUGAUGCAUUGGAGGAUAAAAUUGAUGGUUUGUGUUGUGACGUGAAGGAUAUGUUCACGGUUGUAGUAAACACACCUUCAUCAUCACAUGUUGCCGUAAUUCGGGCUGUGCAACCACAAUUGGAUCGGGCUUGUGGCUUUAGACAAUUCUUAGAUCGGCUCACCCUAUUACCUUCUCUACCACAUGAGAUUGUGAUAGAACGUAUUAUUCCAUAACAUCCCCUCCUCAAACUUCUCUUUUUAAUGGGAAACCCCAUUCCCUUUGCAUAAGUAUGGUAGAAUUCAUAUAUGGCAUCAUAAUUCGAAAACUUCAUCCCAACAUCAGGGACAAGGCUUACAGGGACUGGGAGUUCAGCACUUCUUCGAACAUUGCCAUCACUUUCAUUCUCUUCAUGUGUGGACAAAUUACCGAUGGCCGGCAUGUUCAACACCGCUGUUUCUGGACAAACAUUUCCAACAUUUCCAUCAAUUCCGUUUUCUUCAACACAUAGCUCUCUGGACAUGUCCAUCUCAAAACCUAGAAAACAAUAUAAUACCUUAGUAUUAAUGCUAUUUACCAUGAGGAGGGUGAUAUAAACUUGAAACUUACAAUGCCCCGUUGUGUUGUUGUUUUCCUCGCACCCAUCCAACAUGUCAAUGAAAGAGAUGUCAAGUA
Cuscuta campestris is the source of this 1624-nucleotide messenger RNA. NCBI's taxonomy places the organism in Eukaryota, Viridiplantae, Streptophyta, Magnoliopsida, Solanales, Convolvulaceae. The record is from the annotation of a GenBank genome assembly.